Ornithodoros turicata is the source of this 10136-nucleotide messenger RNA. Its product is annotated as transient receptor potential-gamma protein-like. Gene Ontology annotation, biological process: regulation of cytosolic calcium ion concentration; calcium ion transmembrane transport. The record is from RefSeq and is a predicted model, not a curated record. The coding region runs from base 520 to 3966 and encodes 1148 amino acids. Gene Ontology annotation, molecular function: inositol 1,4,5 trisphosphate binding; protein binding; store-operated calcium channel activity. NCBI's taxonomy places the organism in Eukaryota, Metazoa, Arthropoda, Arachnida, Ixodida, Argasidae. Gene Ontology annotation, cellular component: plasma membrane; cation channel complex. The transcript has 15 exons.
GGCGGGCUUGUACCGCAGUUUUUUUGUGACGAAGAGCGGCCCAUGCACCCGUGUUGUGAGCGUUCAGUGACGUGGCGCUGAGUUGCAAUUCUACGGAGUGGUGACUUCGUGGCGGCCUUUUUUUCUUCGUCUUUUCUGUCACGUGAUGGGUGGUGACGGUGGUUUUGGAAGCGCGUGUGACGACUACGGUUGUGCCCACAGUGGUUUUUACGGUGGUCGACUAGACGGGCGGACUUGAUUUGGAGAGGGUCCGCCGUAUCUAUUUUGGAUUGUAGUGUGCAGUACAGUAGAACAGGUUGCCAAUACUCGGUCCGUCAAAGCCGAGAACACAGACUUAUGCCAUCACCAGAGAGGGAGAAAAUGGAACAACCUUUGUGUUGCAAUAUGCUCGACAUCCGUCACCAAAUCUUUGCCGGUCAGCGGCGUCAUUCCCCUUCAAGCUCAGCAUGCGCAACCGCGCCAUACCCUACGGCCGUCCAAGAAGAAAUGCAGCGGGGAGCUGGGCUCCCGUGAACAGCCAUGAUGGAUCUUGAAGCGGGCGUGGGAGUCGGCUGCUGUAAUGGCGAUGGCAGCAACUGUUCCCCGUUGGACGGCCGCUUCUUUCCCGAGAGCUUUCCAUCUGAAUCUGAUUCCCAGCGAGGCACGGACGCCAAAGCCAAUGACGAAGCCGAAACACCCAGGCCGGAGGGGCAGCUUACACUCGAGGAGAAAAAGUUCCUCCUUGCUGUCGAGAGGGGCGACCUGGCAACCGCCAGGAGGUACAUCGUCAGUGCGGAGGCCGGUCUAUCCCAGCUCAACUACAACUGCAUGGAUCCUCUGGGUCGCACAGCGAUGCUUAUGGCUAUCGACAACGAAAACCUUGAGAUGAUAGAACUUCUCCUGUCGCAUCGCGUCGACACCAAGGACGCCCUUCUGCAUGCUAUCAGUGAAGAGUACGUCGAGGCCGUAGAACUGCUCCUCGAACACGAGGAGGCAACACGGAAGCCGGGACAGCCUCACAGCUGGGAAGCCAUCGACCGGGACACGGCAACAUUCACCCCUGACAUGACGCCCCUGAUCCUGGCGGCCCACCGCGACAACUACGAGAUCCUCAAGAUCCUCCUCGACCGCGGCUACACGUUUCCUGCACCGCACAGUGUCCGCUGUAGCUGCGGGGACUGUGUCCGGUCCCGGUGCGAAGACUCCCUCCGUCAUUCGCGUUCGCGCAUCAAUUCGUACCGUGCUCUUGCCUCUCCAUCUCUGAUUGCUCUGUCCAGCAAAGAUCCCAUUCUGACGGCAUUCGAGCUCAGUGGCGAACUCAGGAGGUUGGCUUUCCUCGAACAUGAAUUCAAGAGCGAGUACAUGGAACUACGCCGAAAGUGCCAAGACUUCGCCACAGCCCUCCUGGACCACACAAGGACGUCUUACGAACUGGAGGUGCUCCUUAACUACGAUCCCACGGGUCCAGCUUUCGAACAUGGAGAUCGAAUGCACUUGAGUCGACUGAAAAUGGCCAUCAAGUUCAAACAGAAAAAAGUGAGACGCGUUGCUCUUGAUGCCUUCUACGUGACCACGACUGACCUCGAUUUUUUUAUUUUUUUUACUUUUCAGUUUUGCGCACAUCCCAAUGUGCAGCAACUCUUAGCGUCCAUCUGGUACGAAGGCCUUCCAGGAUUUCGUAGGAAAAAUAUCAUAUUACAAUCUCUGCAGAUUUUGAAGAUAGGAAUGUUGUUCCCCGUAUAUUCCAUAGCGUACGUCGUAGCGCCACAUUCCGAUUUCGGAAGGACGCUACGAAAGCCCUUCAUUAAGUUCAUCUGCCAUUCCGCUUCCUACGUUACCUUUCUAUUUCUUUUGAUGCUGGCGUCUCAGAGGAUAGAGACUGUAGUGGUUGAAUGGUUUGGAAGCGAAGAGAUGAAGAUGAAAGUUCGAAGUGAUAUUACGACCAAACGUGGAGCAGCCCCUAGUAUAGUUGAGUGGAUGAUCUUAGCCUGGGUGUCAGGCUUAAUAUGGAGUGAAAUGAAACAACUUUGGGAUCUCGGUUUAGGAGAAUACGUUAGCGACAUGUGGAACAUAAUAGACUUUAUAACAAAUUCUUUGUACGUGGCGACAGUAGCACUUCGAGUCAUAGCGUACUUACAGGUUCAAAAAGAAAUUGCUCAGAACACUGGAACUGCGUACCUUCCGAGAGAAAAAUGGGAUGCAUGGGAUCCUAUCCUCAUAGCAGAAGGGCUUUUUGCAACGGCCAACAUCUUCAGCUCCCUGAAACUUGUGUACAUCUUCUCGGUGAAUCCUCACCUUGGACCCCUGCAAAUCUCUCUGGGCCGCAUGGUGAUCGACAUCGUCAAGUUCUUUUUCGUGUACACGCUGGUGCUAUUUGCCUUCGCCUGCGGCAUAAACCAGCUCCUGUGGUACUACGCGGACAACGAACGCCAGAUGUGCCACAAGCUCAACAAAGAGGCCGGCACCUCGGCAUACAGGAGCGACCACAGCGUCUGCUUCACAUGGCGGCGAUUCGCCAAUCUAUUCGAGUCGUCCCAGACGUUGUUCUGGGCGAGCUUCGGCCUCAUCGACUUGGACAACUUCGAACUUUCGGGGAUCCAAAGCUACACUCGCUUCUGGGGACUGCUGAUGUUUGGCUCCUAUUGCGUCAUCAACGUGGUCGUGCUUCUCAACCUGCUCAUCGCCAUGAUGAACCACUCCUACCAGAUGAUAUCGGUAGGCCCGUUUUCAGAACAUGCCGAUGUGGAAUGGAAGUUUGCCCGAUGCAAGCUGUGGAUGAGCUACUUCGAAGACGGCGGAACGGUACCUCCGCCUUUCAACGUAAUACCGACGCCCAAGAGUAUUGUCUACUUAGCUAGGUGGUGUUACCGCAAGGUUUGCGGCAACUCCAGGACGGCCAAGAAGGAGCAUCUCAGGACGAUUCGGAAAAAAGCACGGCAAGCCAGCGAACGAGACAUGAAGUAUCAAACGAUCAUGCGAAACCUCGUGCGCCGUUACGUAACCAGUGAGCAGCGCAAGGCGGACAACCAGGGGGUGACAGAAGAUGACGUCAACGAAAUCAAGCAGGAGAUCUCAUCUUUCCGCUACGAGCUGUUGGAAGUUCUCAAGAACAGUGGUUUUAACACAACAACUGCGAGCGGACAGAGUCAAGGCAUAGGAGGCAAGAAAGGACGCCAACGCGAGCGUCGCCUCAUGAAGGGCUUCAACAUCGGCCUGGUUGAGGGGUCGGUGCCCAGCCCUCCAGAGAUCAACAUAGAAGACGUGACGUCACGGAAGUCACCCGUCUCUCGGUUGGCCCGCCUGGCGCGUCUCACCAGCAAAAAAAGCAAACAGAAACGCGGCAGAUGGGGUAACCUUGUGGAGGCCACGCGAAGCGCCCGCGCGGCCUUUACGCGUAGCCGCAGUGAAGAGACCAUGAGUUCCACAUCGAGCGAAUCUUCAGUCAACGGUGUUGACCCAAAGAAGGACUCAACUUCAGAGACUUCGCUAUCUAUACGCGGACGCUUUUCGCGCAAGUUCGGUACCCUCACCUUCAGUAGGUCCAGAAUCAAGCUCGCCUUUGGCGACCACGAGAUUCGGCAAGUUUCGUCGGAGAAGCGAAAAGCACACCGUACUGUGAGCGCCCCGCCGUCUUCCGUGCUUCCCCGUGCGGCCAUCGGCGACCGCCAGAACGCUUCGUGCAACGUUCUGGCGGCCGACUGCAAGCUGUCCCCCAUUCCAAGCUGUGCCAGUUCGAAAGUGCCCACACCCCGGAACUCCAUCAACGGCACUCUCGAAGGGGAGGCUCCGACGAAUGCGGAGCAGCCUGAGGAGAAUGAUGGCGAAGUAGAGGAGAAGGAGAGUGCGGUGUUGCCCACACUUGUGGUCGACGAGCCGGACGUCCUGAAAGAUGACGAGGACUCGCCGGCGAACGGCUCUAUUCCGUUCCUUGCUAGGGUGUAUGGCAUCGAACCUGUGAACAAGCCCAUGAACAUGGGUUGGAUUUGACCUUCACUGGAGAAGGUGCUGUUGGAUGCCUGUGUUUGUCUGCGCGUGUCUUUGCCGACGACUCUUUGUGAAGGAAACCUGUUGUGCGUGUGAUGAGUGUGCUUGUUUUGUCUUACAGGCAAGGUCUUGCAAGCGAUGCUCGUUUGGUAUACUUUGUGGUUUUAAUUGUCGCUGGGCGAUACGGGUGAAAUGUGUGAAUAGUAGACGCGUGCUCGUUUUCUUAUGAGCCUAGGAACAACAACAAUAACAAAAUUUUGAAUGAUGAGGUCAAGGGGUGUUUCCCCGGUUAGGAGGAGGGACACCAUCCCAGUGCAUGUGUGGUAAUAUGGUUUGACGAGCUUGCAUGGCACGCGCGUGAAGGUAUCAGGGCAACCGCUUAGAUCAUAUAGGAACGCCAGGUGUUCCUUACUAGUUGCUAGUGCUUUGCGGGUGUCGACCAUAACACGUCCCUAUCAAAUGCCAACAGUGAGUGAAACGAAGUCCACAUAGGUGCUGAAUUAGCAUGCAGCAGUGAACACACAGUCAGAUUUGGAAGCUAUCCGGCCGUACACCGUAAAGCCAAAGCUUGCCACUGUAGAAACUGGGGCUGGUGGGCCUUGAUGUAGAUGAAUGGUGGAAAAAUAUUGAGAUGCGUGACGGUGAUAUGAUUGCUCUUUCGAGCUGUAUACCGAUGUGUCGGCGUUGGAAAGGGUAUUCUUAAUAUGAGGGGCAUUCAUAUGCAUUAUAAGUAAGGUUCCGGGUUUUCGGAGUUUUCGGAAUUUAUUGUUUCCCGUGAUUUCGGAGUUUUUCGUCGCUUAUUUUUGAAAGUGAGUUGAUAUCAGACAUUCGGAGAAAAAAAAAUGACCCUACGAAAUGACCUACGAAUGACCCCAAAAUUCCCUCAUGUCGAGUAGAGUCGCUGUCCAGUGGUUCCAAUGUUGAACUGCAUCUAGGCAAAGAUGGCGUUAACCCAAAUUACACGGGUGCCUCCCCGGAGAUCCCCUCUUCCUUGUCGCCGGGGCUAGCCCGCGACACGAGGCAGUCUCGACACAAAAGGAAACUAACCUCGUCAAGCAGUCAUCAGGGCAUUUUUUUUUUUUUUUUUUUGAGCUCUCGGUUACUGGAACACUCAAAAGCACAAUUAUUCGUGUAAAUCCAAAUACCUUUAAGUUCUGCCGACGUAGGUUUUCGAAUUUUUUUCGCAUGAAUCCAGAGACCCGGAACCUUAAUGAUAGGACUUGUGUAUGUCGUAUGGUACUUGCGAGGUGCACAUGAUCACGGAUGGUGAAAAAUAAGUGAAGCCUGUGCUUCACUGUGUGCUUUCAAUGAGUUGGCGAUUGCAAAAAGUGUUCUGAGUGUUUAAUGCUGUACGCAUUCGAAAUUUUUGGUUGUUGCACAUUCUUUCUAGUAGCUAACACACACGCUGUAUUAUUUCAAGUAGCGUUGCCUACCCCCCAAUUUUCAACCGCUUUGUUCAUACUGUCGCAGCUGAAUAUUCGCUGAAAAUGACGGCAUGGCGACAGUAAACACUGUUCUACAGCUGGAGGGAUCAAGUAUAGAUCAAUUAUAGCGCUCUUAUGCGUUGGACAUAGAUGCUGGAAUAUUUGCUCAAACACCCUAUAGGCUCAUAUGUUUAAGAACCGCCUUUGUUAUGAAGCGUCACACAGCAUUACCCGCGCAAGAGAGAGAAUGCUUUGCGGGUCACCAGAAUUCGAGCAGAAAUUGGAACGCGGCCCAUAUAUUAACCAUGUUUCACCAAUAUUCACCAUGGCAUCGCAUGGAAGAUCUUUGACGUAAGUUUUUGAGCACGCAGUAACCGCCGGGUUGAGCUUCUGUGUAUCUGGUUCACUUCCACAGCAUCAAAGUUUUCGCGCUUUCUUUUUGUUUCGCUUCUCAUUUAUUUCUUUUAGUUUUUUUGUUCGCCUUUUGUUUUUGUGGCAGGUCACAGAAAUUUGACCAGUGAGACACAUCGACUUUAUUUUUUUCUCAAUCAAUCAAUCAAUCACUCAAUCAAUCGAUGUUCCACACGCGAGAUUUGAUUGAGUUAAAGUGCCACUACGGAUCGAAUCUCUUAUCUUCAGGAUCAUGCCGAAUCUAUUUUCAUCGGUGUCCACGUGUCUCACACUGUAUUCUCCCAAAAUAUUGUUUCUUUAUCUGACGUCCAAGCAUCAUGAAAUUAAUUUCUGGUAUGAAGAAGUAUGACGUCAUUGUGCGUGCAGCCAAUCACCGGUUUGGCAACGUUUUUCCUUCUCCUCCCCACAGCAGCUGGCAGUUUUCCAACAUGGGGCGGAGACCGAAAAGGUGCGCGCGCUGUUGCUAGGAGACAGACCCCCAGAGCUCGCAGUAAUUUUUGCCUUUUUUUUUCUUUAGAAAAUUAAGCUUCAUGUUCGCUGACAGCAAUACGAAGUAAAGUAGACCUAUUUUUUUUGUCCGUAGAGGCACUUUAACGCUACCGCGGGAAUAUUUAUCAUACGAUAUAAAUAUAUAAAUACUGGUAGAAAGGAUAUUGAAUCCGUAUACUUGUGAGCUUUGAAUUAGUGCCAAUACCUGUGCCAUAGCGCGGAAAAAGCGCGAUGGAAUUUUACAAGUGUACUUCGGAGUGUUUCAUAAUUACGUUCUUAUUAGGUGGUAGGUUUAUUAUCUCUUCCACGGAGGAUAAAUGCGCUCGGUUUAACCUCAGAGCGCCCUCCACAUAGCACAAACGAUACAAACGUCUGAAUCAAAAGUCACGAUGGUGAAGCGUAAAAAAAAAAAAAGAAAGAAAAAGGAGAGAGGGCGCGAGUUAUUCUUUUAAAAGCCACACCGGGUGAUUAGUUUUAUUUAUUGUCAUAUUACGAAUGGCACAUAACGCAAUCUUCCCGUCGUAAUCGUUCCAAGUUUACUCUGUGGUCCUAAAUUAACGGUAUGCGUGUGCUUCGUUAUUUGCUGUAAUUCCAUUGCAGCUGUAAUUAAGUGGAAGCCCUGUAACUGUAACGUGAGAGUAACUCUCUCGAAUAAGUCACUGAAAUUAUUUCUGUUGAUAUCGCGAUUUCAGUUCAAUAUUAUUGCUGCGGUAAGAAAAGGGCAUGCUGCCGGACUUCUCUUUUAAAUUGCUUUUGAACCUUUACCGGUUGCAGAACUUAUUUUGAAAAAUUGUGAAAAAAAUAAAAAAUAUGAUGCAUAAGCUUUGCUGAAGAAAAAUAAUCCAGCUACUGCACCGGUAGCUCUAAUAGAAUUUGCAGAAUAUUUUGCAGAAUUAUUGUGGGACCUGUUCAGACAUGCGUGAAGGAUAGAGCUUACAGCGACCAGUGCUAACUUCAGUUCAUUUAAUCCUGCAACCUGCCCUUUUCUUAAUUAAACCACCACAUAAUACAUCGUGUAACAUCCCGGUGUGGAUUACAUUGUGGAAGGAAUAACUUCUUCCUCCUCUCCUUUCAGAGCUUCACGUGUCGUGGUGCGAGUGCUUAGGAAUAUGGUAGCGUCGUUUCCAAUGUAGAGUUCUUUGGUAAUCCUCAAUACACGUACGCGAAGCGAAUACAUCUAUGUGGUCCACAUAUCUUUAUGCGCAGGAAAGUAUUACAUUACCAGUUGGACAUGCUUUUAACGAAGCACCUUUCUAUCUCCUGGAAACCUCGACAAAGCUAAUAGUAUUUCUCAACGUAAAGUUUUCUAGUGUUAUUUAACAUUGAACAUGACUUACAUAGAUUUAAAAGAAUCUUAGAGUAUGACAUUAAAAUAAAUAGAUCAUUGUUUUAACCUUCCAAGGAAUGUUUAACGGCUCUACCAUGAGCAGGCGUUGUUUCGUUAAUACACUUCCACUCGUGUAGGACAACCAAACGUAACAGGAGAACCCACUAUUAUGACAAAAAACAUCGAUUUGUUCCAAAGUAUCAGUCUGCUACGUCAUCAACGCACAUCAGAAUUCACAUGUUACGCGUAGCAUAACACUGUACAACUUUGACAAGGUUAUUUCAUCCCUAGCGUUCUCCAUUUUGAACACACUCUCUCGGUAACAUCAGCAUGAAAGAACUCUUUCAACAUCAGCAUGUUCUUGGAUAUAAUGAUCAUGAUAGUUUUUUUUUUAAAGGGGGAGUGCGAAAGAGGUGAGGAAACAUUUUGGAAUGUGUUGUGUUCACACGUGAUGUCAACGAACAAAGUAGAUCCCGUUGGGGCUGAACUGCAAACGCGAGUGCUGGCCAAUAGCUGUCUUUUAUUCAGUCACGUGUUCAGUUUGUGUUAUUUCCAUGGUAGCGAGGCUUGCUUUUGUUCUGUGAACGUGCGCGCAAGCAUCUGAAACAGUACAAUCACCUGCUGCUAUAUAACAUAGACAAGUUGAUGUGCAUUGAAGAACGUUUCUUCACAACCGCCACCUGGCGUGAAUAAAUUUUGAAAUUUUCGCCUGUGCGGAAUGGCGCGUUGGCAUUCGUAUGUUGGCGUACGACUGCGGUGCAGUGUGCUGAUGUCACACUAAGAAUCGAUGUGACACGCGAAAAAUAUGUAACGUAAUGUAAGUUUCGUCGUCUCCGCUGCAUACACAGGAUGGAUUUAUCCACGUCUGCAUUUUGUACAGAAUGAAGUUUCUGCAAAGUUAUAAUAAUAAUGAACACAGUAAUUAUCGUAAUUUUUACUUCGCGUUUUAAUUCGCGAGUCACGUGUGAUCGUGGCGUCGCUAACUAUCCCCUGAUGUAAACCUUGGAAUUAAAAGGGUAAUCAAAGGGUAAUUAAUCAUUUGUACCAUUGUAUUGUAGUAGUGUACCGUAUUAUUUUUGUGCACUGCAACGGUUCAAGCAGGCUUCCAACCCGUCCCCGAACGGUUGCCAACCGGACCGGUUAUUACUGCGAUCUCAAGUGUAUGAUUUGAUAGCGCGAGAGAAGCUAAAUUAAUGUAAUAGGAAACAGCGAAGAAAGCGUAUGCGGUUUACACGCACAGUAUUUAAAAAAAAAAGUGUGUUCUUUCUUAGUUUUUUUUUUAUUGGAAGUUGUUAGCUUGUUGGCACGUCUUACGUGAUAUCCAAUCCACGCCACAUACCUUCAAUCAGUUUUGUAAUAAAAAUUAAUAUUGUUACAGCAAUUAAAUGUCAAAUGUAAUAAUGUAAUUACUUGGGGAAGCACGCUUCACAUGCCAAAACUAAUGUAUGCCAACACGUCUCUAACGCCCCGUUCCGUUGCAGGACCGCCCGACGUUACGGUUGCCGGCAGUAUUUAAUGCUACCUGCUAACCUCCUACUGAUAUAUCCUUUAUGACGUAAUUACCGCAAAUACUGUAAUCACAUUCACCUCCGCAAAACAGUACCCCUAAAUUCGUAGCCACCCCCCAAACGUAUGCCAGAAGCACAUUGAUUCUGUAUGAUACUGUGAAUGACGCUAAAACCAUUCUAGCCGGUUUCCUGCAAUGUUUACGUGUUAUGUACAGCUCGUGCAUUGAACAGGUUGGUUAGCUUUCGCACUACCAACCAGGUGGCAUCCUUGUAGGGCAAACUCAUGUACGCUGAAACUCCGUUGCUUGGUUAGUGUGCUAGUGCCUGUAACAAAAUGUACAGUAUAAUAAUGUAACCAUAUUUAUUUUGCUGUUCGUCAAAGACGUAAGGUGCCAAACUGUCGACAGUCCAAAGAUCUUUGGCCGAGAACUGUUUCAGUGACAUGGCGUCCUAAUACUACGUGGCAGCUUGCGCUUGAAUGUAGCAUUCAUGUAAAUGCUCUCACAGUCUAUAGCUUUUUCGCAUGAGGAAGAUUAUGUACAGGGAGAUAUGUCCUUUGAGGGUGAUACAAAUGACAAACAUAAUUGAAGGUGGACAAAGUGAUUGUCAUUCCUAUGUAGAUUUUCAAAUGAAAGUCAUGUUUGUAUAGUGUAACGAAGGGAUUCUGUAAUAUAUUCCCAAAUUUGGAGCUGAUAUUGACAUGAUCGUUUGAAGGCUGUGGAGGUACCGUGGUACGGGUCACACGUGCUAUGGUCAGCUUUCGUGCGCGUGAUCUGAACAUGUUUCUAUUUCUUCCUGAAAUUAGUAAAAGUAACUAGCGUAUAAGUAGAUGACACGUCACAAUGUUAUAUGUUCAAACGCUGCAAUGGGUAUACGAUGAUGAAACAAUGGAAGCGACGUAGGGUAGCUGUUCGACCACGAGAAGAAUUCUUUUGUACUCAGUGUAGAUUAAAGUAGUAAAAACGUCUGAGCGUUAGCAGCUAUUACGAGGUAAGAGGACAAUAAACGUUUGAA